Molecule: messenger RNA, 1440 nt
Organism: Mercenaria mercenaria
Lineage: Eukaryota; Metazoa; Mollusca; Bivalvia; Venerida; Veneridae
Product: tubulin polymerization-promoting protein family member 2-like
Exons: 4
Coding region: 24-554 (176 amino acids)
Biological process (GO): microtubule bundle formation; positive regulation of protein polymerization; microtubule polymerization
Cellular component (GO): microtubule
Molecular function (GO): tubulin binding
Source: RefSeq, a predicted model, not a curated record
CAAGAUCUGAGACAGCUACCAGAAUGUUUGCAAAACACAUACAACGUUUACUCUGCUGUCUGAUAUUCAUAAAUGGAAUAUCCUUUGCGGUUAAAGAUGUUUAUGAAGAAAUGAUUCAGAAGUUCAAACUAUUCAGUGAUAAAGAAGACGGCAUCUCUUCUAAGUCGGUAAAGAAAAUGAUGGAAGGCUGCGGCAUUCUGUCUAAGCAACGCGACAGUAUUGACUUGGACAUUGUUUACAGUAAACUUAAAGGGAAAAAAAAAGAAAACUUGCCGUUGAACAAGGGUACAGUCAGAGCGCUCGUACUUGAAUUAGGCAAGGCAUGGGCGAAAUAUGAUAAAAACUCUGUGGAUGAAGAAGUGAAGAUGAUCAUUGAAAAAAUUUUUGAUUGUAACGGACCGAAAACAGAAAAGAAGAAAAAAAUGACGACAGGCACGGGAAACAAAAAGGAAAGUUUUGACGAAGUGGGGAAAGGCAAAGAAGUAAAAGGGCGAAAAUACCUUCCUAAAAAUAAAGGUUACGCCGGACAAUAUAAGGACAAAGGCUCUUAUUAAUAAAACUGUCCGUUAUUGUAACUUCUAAUGAUGUUUUGUUUGACUUCAUCUAAAAUUCACUUAUUGGACGAAAAAUGUGUAUAUAGACAUACCACAGCAGGAUACCAUGUCUGUUUCAGAACAUACACUGGUGUUUAAAAUUGAAAACAAAACUCUACAAACUUUCUUUUAUGCCAUUCGAAAUGUGUACAACAAAAUAGUUCAUUAUUGAUGGACAUUAUUAAAGGUAUUAAUUGAUUAAAUUGAUGGAAAUUAUUGAUAUUAUUUAUGGACACUACUGAUGCAGGGUGGCCACCGACUCUGGAAAACAGGGAAAACAGGGAAAAAGGCUUAAAAAAAUUCCCUCCAUGGAAAAUUCAGGGAAUUUGAAAAUUUUGAAAAUAUCAGGGAAUUAUCAGGGAAUUUUUCAAAAAUUGAAAUAAAAAAUUGUAUAAUUAUGUCAUGGCUACUGGUGGUUUCUUUUCAUAAUAGUUACAUUUAUUUUAUAUACCGUAAUACAGAAUACUAUACUUAGCAAAUACACUCACUGUUUGAUGAUUCUAAAACUGUUAUUCAUCAACUAUAAGAGAUAUGUUUUUGUUUCUAAAAUGGAGAGAAGUUAAAAUGGAAUUGAGCAACCAUUGCCCCAGAGCUCAAAUACUAAUACAUUGUACAUUGUACUUUGAAAGCAAGCAGAAGUUGUUACACAACUAAAGACUAAAAUGAAUUGUCAGUACAUUACUGACAUUAACAAAAUGUAUACCAACAUUUGAAUCGUGAAUUAGAAGCACCUGUGUAUUGAUAGAAGUUGCUUGUUAGACUUUUGCUAGUUAUUAACAAACAUUAGCAUUGGUCUUGAAUAGCAUAGUUAUGAAAUGUAUUUUUAAAAACCGUAAGAUUAGCAACU